Molecule: messenger RNA, 1951 nt
Organism: Physcomitrium patens
Lineage: Eukaryota; Viridiplantae; Streptophyta; Bryopsida; Funariales; Funariaceae
Product: lipid phosphate phosphatase 2
Biological process (GO): phospholipid metabolic process; phospholipid dephosphorylation
Cellular component (GO): membrane
Molecular function (GO): phosphatidate phosphatase activity
Source: RefSeq, a predicted model, not a curated record
GUCUACUUCAUGAGCUUCGCAGAUUGCCGUGUGUUCUCGUGGAUUCGACACUCGGAUUCUGAUGUGUAGUAGAGGAGGCAUGGUUCUGUAAUCACGCUACGAAGACGACCGCGGGAUCAUUAAUGCCGUUUGAGUUUACUCGGUCGGUGGAUCAUCGCGGCAAUGGCGACAGUUCGUUUCCUCGACUAGUGUUUGCAUCUGGUCGCAACUUCACCCAACAGCAGGCUCUGGCAAGUUGUUUCUAGAGGUGGAGGAUUUGCUUUCGUUCUCGCGACAUACUCGGUGUCUCCACGAAACAUACAGCUGCCAGGGUUCAUCGCUUGGUGGUGAAGUUUGAGCGGCAGGAAGCAGGGAACCCCAAAUGGACGACCACCACGGAAGACAUUACAGUGGACACAAUUCUUACGCAGCAGGUCCCAUGGACGGAAUGACCGUUAAAGUGAGCCUGGUGUCGUUGAUCAAGCAUCACUUGCGGGAUUGGUUGUGGAUAGGGGUGAUGAUCGCCUUAGAACUGAUUAUGUACUUCAUCAUUCCACCGUUCCAUCGUUUUGUGAAUGAACCCAUGAUGGAAGAUCUGCGGUACCCCAGGAAGCCAGAGACUGUCCCGACAUGGAGUGUUGGGGUUGUUGCUGUGGUCCUGCCAUUCCUCAUUUUCGUUGUCCUUUUCAUCAAGAAUAGGAGUAUUCGAGAUUUUCACUCUGCCUUCCUAGGGCUUGCAACUGCCAUCGUGAUCACAGCCCUCUUCACAGAUUCUAUCAAGAAUCUGGUUGGAAUGCCGCGCCCGGACUUUUUCCACCGGUGCUUUCCUGAUGGUAAAGCGGAAUACACGGCUGAUUUGGAGCGGCGAGUUAUCUGCCAUCCCGGCGACGAGAGGGCUUUCCGUGAUGCUUACAAAAGUUUCCCGAGCGGCCACGUCUCAUGGGCUUUUGCUGGUCUUGGUUAUUUGUCACUCUACUUCGCUGGGAAGUUGAGUCUCUUCGACAGGAGAGGCUAUACAUCAAGAGUUUUCUGGGUCCUGCUUCCUGUACUAGCAGCUGGGUUGAUUGGAAUCACUCGGGUUAACGAUUACCAGCAUCGAUGGGUGGACAUUAUUGCUGCAGCCCUUCUUGGACUUUUCAUUGCCUACGUCUGCUACAGACAAUUAUAUCCAAGUAUCUACGCUCGAGAGUGGGCUGGGUACCCCUACGAGUAUGAGCCGCAAGGAAUCUUCAGCCACGGCUUACACGGUCCUCGAGCUGUGCCGAUGAUGAGCUCCCACCGUCCUAACGGACAUAUCACUCCCUUGGACGUGGGAGGCGCAGCGGCUGAUUUGGAGACUGGACGACAUUGAUUUCUCCAUACCAAUGCGUUUCAUCACUCAUUCUUAAACCACUGUAAAGGCACCCUGCUGAGGCAAUUGGCACUAGGAGCAGAGUCUUGCACUUGUGAAUAGAGCUCGACUGGGGUCCCAGGUAGACAUCUCGUAUCAUUGUAUUGAAGCUCAUAACAUCAAAUUGAGGAGCUUUCGUUCUGCAAUGAGAACGGUGCGUAGUAUUUAGCUUCGUAUUCAAGUGGAGUCUGAGGUAUCAGGAAUAGGGCAUUUAUUUUUUCAUGUGGCCAUCUCGAUUAGCGACGCACAGUGAUGGUUUUAGAUUGGAUGGAAAAUGAAUCGCAGAAACGGUAUAUGUUGAUAGCAAAGACAAGGGUGUCGCCUGAUGGCUGAUGUAGUGUUUAGAUUGAAUGCGAGGUUUGUGCUCAAGUAGUAUCCUUCGUUACUAUUGUAUUUGCCCGGUGAGAUAUCUUUAGAGGCAGGGCGAGGAUUAAAUCUUCUCUCUUCUCUUCCAGAAAAAUAGGUGAAUGUAGAAUACUGUGAUGUAGUCCAGGAAAAAUGGCUAAAUCUGUUGUCAUAGCUUGCAAAAAUGUACAGGCUUAUCUUCUUUCUCACAAUAAUAAAUGACUCAGUUUUGAUUUC